AUGGUGGCUACGCAGGAAGUGAAACAGCUGGACUGACUCGGAAGGCAGAUUGGUCAUAUUCUAUUUCAGUAAAAGGGGCACCGGCAGAUUGUAUGUCUUUCUCUGUGCACGCACUGACAUACCUUACAUUUAUAUAUGUUCAUACAAAACGUGACAAUACAAUGAACACAACACUAUGUAAUUCAGACUGACCAACAACACACCUUCCAAACCAGGUCAGAUUGGAUAAUACGGAAGUUAGAUAAAUGGCUAACAAACAGCGAGAACUCCCAUCCUGGAUGGAAAGGAUGGGUAAGGAAGGCAACUGCUUCACCAGGAAAGUUACAACCAAAACAAAAAAGAAGUUUACCCCGAGGGUUACAGUCUAUUUUAUGAACGAGUGGGAGCUGGUGCAAAACGCUCUCGUCUUCGGGGAUUUGGAGGACAAAAUAUGUCACGUUGAAGGACUUACAGAAAAGGUACUCAAACCAGAAGGCGGUCUGGUGAAGAAGAGAAGACAAGAAGCAGGAAUGGACUCUAAUGAGCAGGGUACCCUUGAGGCGAGGACAAGCGCAUUAGAAUCAGAUUUGGACACAGCAGAGCUAGAGACUCUCCCUUAUGGAAAUACUAACCAGGGGCACAAAUCAGGCAAUGAAGAAUGCACAACCAGCACGUUGACAGACCAUCAGCCUGACACUGUAUCUGAUGAUGAAGCUUUGAAACUUGUAAGGGAGAUUUUUUUCACAUGAUGGUGAGGCCUUAAUCUUUCAAGAUCAUCUGUCAUGAGAUACAGUGGCUCCCUUCAUCUUUCACUAUGUAAAGAGUACUGGACAUGGGAAUGGAAUCGGAAGAACUGUCUUCUGUAUAACGGGAAAUGUCUACACAUAUACGGAAAGGAUAGUGAUGACAUUUUUUCCUAGGAGAGUCAAGGGCUUCCCAAUGUUUGCUGCCGUCUUUAAACCCAAAGUUAAAGUGCUCUCCAUGGCAGUGAAUGUGACUCCAUACAGAGUUGCUGUACACUGAGGUGGAGUGUGGAGUGUCUAUAAUACAAAAUGGCCAUAGUCUGGCCAUAAUACUCCUACUCUUUACAUUCAUUGUUGUAGGGUUUCUCAUAAUAACUCAUAAUGAGGAUACAUCUUAUGUCCUGUGAAAUAAGAAUUAAGAUGCCAAGAUAACACCAUUCACCCGGUAGGGCAGCAUCAUAUCUGGUUCCAUUUUCAUGGAAGAAAGAUAACUUAUGUGAAACAUCAAACCCAGUUAGUAAAUAAAUACACAUGAAUUGCUUGUUACCAUAUCCAUAAACCUUUUUGUGCACCUGCUGUAAAAUGUUAAUAAACUUUUCUUGGUUUCCUGGAAUUUUA
Molecule: messenger RNA, 1340 nt
Organism: Clupea harengus (Atlantic herring)
Lineage: Eukaryota; Metazoa; Chordata; Actinopteri; Clupeiformes; Clupeidae
Exons: 3
Coding region: 246-728 (160 amino acids)
Biological process (GO): negative regulation of double-strand break repair via nonhomologous end joining; double-strand break repair via nonhomologous end joining
Cellular component (GO): nucleus; cytoplasm
Source: RefSeq, a predicted model, not a curated record